Molecule: messenger RNA, 1596 nt
Organism: Salvia hispanica
Lineage: Eukaryota; Viridiplantae; Streptophyta; Magnoliopsida; Lamiales; Lamiaceae
Molecular function (GO): nucleic acid binding; zinc ion binding
Source: RefSeq, a predicted model, not a curated record
AUGACAGUUGGGCAAUUUGUGGAGAAGGUGCAUGUGGAGUUGAAGAUAACAAUUUCGGUGGGAAAGGCGAAGCGUGCAAUGGCACGUGCGAGGAAACUGAUCGAGGGUGAUACAAUCAAGCAGUACAAGAGGCUGCAUGAUUAUAGGGAAGAGAUUUUGAGGACAAAUCCAGGGAGUACCGUUGUCCUAGCAACUAGGCGCCUAUCGGAUGGAACUGACAAGUUCAAUGGAAUCUACAUAGCUUAUGAAGCUUGUAAGACUUCCUUCAAGCAGCAUUGCAGGCCCAUUGAGAAUACGGAUACUUGGAGUUGGUUUUUAAGUUUGUUGGUUAAGGAUCUGGACAUCAAGGAUUCGAGCAAGUGGACAUUCAUCUCCGAUAGACAAAAGGGCCUUAUCAAUGUUGUCCGAAGUUGCUGCCAUAAUGCCGAACACCGCUUCUGUGUGUGGCAUAUGCACAACAACUUCAAGAAGGUGUUCCCAUCUCCAACGCUAAAAGACAAGAUUUGGGAAGCAGCCCGUUCAACAAAUGCAUACGCCUUCGAGAAGGUGAUGGAGGAGGUGAAACAACUGAACACCGCUGCACACACGUGGCUUACCGUGCACACUGCCAAGGAGAGCUGGAGUCGAGCUUUCUUUGGUUUUGAGGCCCAUUGUGACAUUCUAGUCAACAACAUUUCAGAAUGUUAUAACAAAGUCCUAUUGUUUGCGCGGGACAAGCCCUUGUAUGGCAUGCUGGAAUGUAUCCGAAUGUAUUUGAUGGACAGGUUCACCACCCGACGGAAGAUGGCUGCAAAGUUGGAGGAUUGUAUCGGACCCAAGAUAAGGAAGAAGCUUGAGAAGCUAAAGGAAAAGGUUGGAGAUUGUAUGGUGAGAGAGGCUGGUGAAUGGGUGUAUCAGGUGAACACCAAAUUCAAUGAGCAGUUCGUGGUGGAUAUACGGGAUCGGAGUUGUAGCUGUAGGCGUUGGAUGUUGACCGGGUUACCGUGCCCACAUGCGAUUGCUGCUAUUCAGAUGACUGGGGAGGAUGUGGACUCCUUUGUAGCUCAAUGCUACUCAACGGAGACGUUGCAAUUGGUAUACGCGCCCAUCAUCUACCCGGUACACGGACCAGAUAUGUGGCCAAGGACUCCUCAUCCCGAUAUCGUUCCACCAGACCUUACUCGAUUGCCCGGACGUCCGAAGGGAGCAAGGCAAAAAACGGCUGAAGAACUGGCUGCAAGAAGCAAGGUCAAAGCAAAGGCAGCAAGGAUAACCCAUCAAGUUGUCACGGUCCGAGAUGGAGAGGAUGGACGCCAGAAAAUGUCGAGGAAGGGGCUUAUGCCGGAGUACAAGUGUCGGCUUUGUGGUGAAAAAGGACACAACAAAAGGAGAUGUCCCCAAAGCAUUCAGUUGGGAAAAUCGAAAGGGUCAACGGUUAGGAGGGAGCGUAAUCGUGAUAAAGAACAGCAGGCUUGUACAUUGUGCCACCAACCCGGCCACAAUAGGGCAAGUUGUUCAAGUGCGGUUGCGGAUAUGUUUGCAGAACCCGGCUCCUCAUAUACUACUGCCUCUGUUCCCGCGAAGAAGAAACCACCCAACAAGAAGAAGGGUGUUUGA